AUGACUGACCCAAGUCAAAAGGACUGGGCAUGGCGGAUUGUUAUUCUUCACGCUGACGGCGACAAUCCAACUACUCUCUACGGCCGGAAGUCAAGAUUUGAUUCCAUCGCGGAAUUUUUGGAUUGGUACAGCAGCUGGUAUGAUCAUUUGAGUUUAGAUCAGGUUCGCAAGCAGAUCUUGAGCUUGUACGGUGAUGAUGACGACGAAGUUUGA
Messenger RNA from Penicillium cinerascens, 213 nucleotides. RefSeq lists its product as uncharacterized. The record is from RefSeq and is a predicted model, not a curated record. Lineage: Eukaryota; Fungi; Ascomycota; Eurotiomycetes; Eurotiales; Aspergillaceae. The transcript has a single exon. Bases 1 to 213 code for a protein of 70 amino acids.